Drosophila subobscura is the source of this 2394-nucleotide messenger RNA. RefSeq lists its product as uncharacterized. The transcript is spliced from 2 exons. Bases 91 to 2394 code for a protein of 767 amino acids. Gene Ontology annotation, molecular function: zinc ion binding. Lineage: Eukaryota; Metazoa; Arthropoda; Insecta; Diptera; Drosophilidae. The record is from RefSeq and is a predicted model, not a curated record.
AAACCAAAAACCUUUUCAAAGUAAUUCAAGAUUAUUUGUAUACAUACAUAUGAACAUAUGUAUGUGCAUAGUUAAUUCCUGAACGAUUUGAUGCCGUGUUGUACUGCUGCCUUUUGCCAAAGUUUAAACAUUGCUGAAAUGCAUCGGCCUGGGACACAUACUUCGGUUAGCUUUGUCUUAAACAAUGCACUGCCGGAGCGUCACGUUGGCUUUCCGUGCCGCCAGUGCCAGAUGGUCGAAUAUCCGGGACAGCGCUACACGUGCUUCUCCUGCCAGGACUAUCAUCUGUGCGAGACUUGCUUCACUUGCAAUAACAGGCCUGCAUCGCCGAAUCACAAAUAUUAUCACAUUUGGAAGAUUUUCUACACCCGCACCUCGAUCAUUCCGUUCCUUUCGCCAUCCUUCAAGUGCGCCCUUUGCCAGAUGCAGUGCGUCAGCGUACAGGCACUGUACAUGCAUCUGCUGGAGAAGCACCGAGACCAUGCCGACUACAGGGACUACGAGCGGGAGGCCUAUUCGUUCUACGUUGUCGACUACGCGUCGAAGAAUCCGGGUCUUCCUCCUCCGAUCGACACUGUGGACAUUGAAGGUUCAAUCGUUUUACCAGCGCCUGCACCAUUCAGGAGCACACAGCCCGCCCCAAGAGCUGGGGGAAUCCCAACCGAAAACCGAGUACCAAUUAUUCAGCUUGAGAUAUCUCAAGCCAGUGGGUCACCAGAAGCAGCUCCUAUAAGCGUUUUUAACCGUCAAACAGCCAGUGACACUGCCACCAACAACAGGAUUGACAUUGCUACCAUGGAGCAUGUGAUACGUGCGCUGCAACGUGUGAUGAAUCGGAUGCAAGAUCUCGACUUAAACAGCGUGUCAUUCGAGGAGCGUUGCGCAGAUCUAUUGACGCGGGCACGCGCCCUACGCAAUCAAUUUGACACCCUAAAGCGCAACAACUCAGCCCAGAGUAGCGUCACAUCCAGUGUCCGACAAAUGUGCCGCAUGAUCGAGCAUCAGGCGGUCGGCCUCCAACGAUUGCAUCAGCAGCGUCAUGGAGCAAGUACCGCUCCAUCGCUCUCAAAUAGCAACCCAAGCCUAGGAAAUGUGUUUGAUGAGGUGAUCGCAGCUAGGCGGCAACAGGCUGUACCACCAAGGCGUGCUCCCACCCGUCGAGCCGCCACAAUGCCGCCGGCUCCGCUAGAGCAGGCGAUACCACCACCGCAGGAAUCAAAUGGAAACUCCUCGUACACUUAUUAUAAUCGUAGUCGAAAUUUGGCACGACGCCACAAUGGCCUCCAAAUGGCACGCUCCCAGACACUCAACCGAUUGUCCGGCUCACGCCUCGAUUUUCCAGAACCUCAAUAUCGUCAGGCUGUUGUGCCACCAGUCAUGGUGGGGGCAUUAAAAACAAGCAACACCAUUACAGAGCUGGUUACCGAUCAGCAUCCUGCCAAGCCGAAGGUAAUCAAGACUCCCAAGGAUAAGCUGGAGCUCACCGAUGCCCGCUUUUGCUGCUCAAAGCUUAAGGACGCUUUCGAAAAGAUGCCCGAAGCUAUUGAACGCGAAAGAAAGGUGUCCAAGGCACGUUUCGUCGAUGCUAUAAUGUGCUCUAUGCUCUCGGAGAAGAAUCUCGAACCACUGCCACAGGACUUGAUGUCGGAUAUGGGCUCCAAUCAGACACCACACAAAGGCACAACCACAGCCGAGGAGCGGCUCAUCCCAGUGUCCCAGAAUGUCACUCAAGCACGUGAGACGGGCACGGAUGCCAUGACAAAGUUUUACAAAGGUCUCUGUGAUUAUAGCAACUGGUGUGGCCGUUUAACCCAGAAAAUGGAAGCACAGAAAGCAUCCAAAGAGAAUGAACCAAAGAAAGUGUCCCAGGAUGCAGAAGCACAGGCAGCAUCCACAAAUAGACAUCUGGAGAACAUAUUGCAGAUGAAUUCAUCGGGCCAUUAUGGUCAGGAUGGAGACAUCCUCGGUGCUGGGAUAAACAACCAGAAUCCAAUAGCUUUUAUUGAUAGCAACGAUGGCGAUGACGACGAAAGCAAUGACGAGGAUAGCAACGAUAGCAAGGCUGGCACUGAUUUUGCAAACGACGACACUAAUACUGGUGCCGCCAAUAACAACAAUAUUGAUGCGAAUAACAGUGAACACAUGGCUCCAUCAUAUCACAUUGAUAUUUUCAACACUCUGAAUGACAAUGCUGCACCAGAGGAAAUUAAUCAGCAGCCGGCUGUAGCAGCUGUGGCAGUAUCAGCUGCAGAUGUGGCAGAAAGAAUGGCAGCCCUCAUGGAGCAUGCUGAGCCAUACAAUGUCCAAGUAUCUGAUAGCGAAGCAUCUGAUGAUGAACCCGAUGAAUUCGACGACUAUGAUGAUGAUGACUUCGAUGAUGAUUAUGAUUAUUGA